This is a messenger RNA of Diceros bicornis minor, 3717 nucleotides long. RefSeq names its product microtubule associated protein RP/EB family member 2 (gene MAPRE2). Gene Ontology annotation, molecular function: microtubule plus-end binding. Bases 1295 to 2242 code for a protein of 315 amino acids. Gene Ontology annotation, cellular component: microtubule plus-end; spindle midzone; cytoplasmic microtubule. Lineage: Eukaryota; Metazoa; Chordata; Mammalia; Perissodactyla; Rhinocerotidae. The transcript is spliced from 8 exons. Gene Ontology annotation, biological process: protein localization to microtubule plus-end; spindle assembly; regulation of microtubule polymerization or depolymerization. The record is from RefSeq and is a predicted model, not a curated record.
GGCGCCGCGGCCCCGGCGUGUGCACCCCCUGCGCUCCUGCGGGGCCUCAUCUCUCCUUCGGGGCCCCAGUGCUGCGCACCCCGGGAAAGGGGAGGUAGUCGGGGCUGCCACGCUGGCGGAAGCAAAGUGCACUGGCUCGGGAGGUGAGGACGGUCCGGGACCCGGACACUUGGCGCUGGUGAAGAAGGGGGUCUCGCGGGUGCGCGCCCGCAGCGCACCGAGCUAGAGGAGCCAGAGUUGGGGCUCCGGGACUCAGAACUGGGGGCGCCGGCAGGGGCUGUGCGCUUCGGGGCAGACCAGGAAGUGCAGCGCUCCGGCGCCCGCCGGUUGGGGAGCAAACCCUGGACCCCGGCCCUGCUGCCGUCCCCGUGCUUCCCCUCCGGCGGAGAUGAGCCCACCUCUCCCUCCUGCGAUAACGGCUUCUGCUCGUGUUCCUGACGCCUGGGACUCGGGAGCUAGGCCGGUGGAAAAGAGAGCGGGUUGUUAUUCUGAGCCCAAGUGGUUCUGCAGGGAGCACCCUGCGCGCAGGGCCAGGGCUACUCAGCGACUCCCCACUGUGCUUCUAUAGGCAAUUAUUCAGCCCACCCUUAGAAAGGCUGCGCCGAGGCCAGAAAUCCCACCAAGGGCCAGAAGGAGGGGUGCGCACAGAAAGACUCUCCCCUCUGAACCCGGAGCGCUCGGUAAUGUGGACUCUCAGGCCUCGAAAGGGCUAGUGGAUUUGGGCACCCCUUGAGUCACUUUGCCAGUCCUGUGCCAAGGGCCGCUCAGCGCAAAGGGCAGGGCUGUAACCUCAGAGGAGGGGGCGCUGGAGCCAUUUGAUCAGGAGGAGCCUUUGUCUUAACCCCCAGUCCCCUUCUGCUAGUCCUCGCUGGGUCAAUAGCGCGUGGAGUAAUUAAUAUUCCGAACAUUAGCCGUCCUUUCGCUUCGGCACCAGCCAACACUGCUGUCCCCUCCCUGCGGGUUUUCUCCAUCACUUGCUCACGUUCUCUCCUCCAAAAACAUGGAACGUCGUCCGGACCCACUAGGCAAGUGGAGGUCCCUAAACGCACCAUAAUGCAGUCAGGUAAAAUCAAGGGUUAAGUGUUCAAACCUACCCCCGCCCGCCGCCCGCAAGGAGACGGAAGAACUUUUUUGAUUAGCAUAGUAUCUGCCCUCGGGCCGCUCUGUGAGUCGGCGGUUCGGUCCCAGCCGGGGUGAAGCGUGCACUCCAGUCUUGGUUGGGGUUUGACGCAGCACCUGCUUCUAAUCUGAGAGGAACAGAGGCUUACAACUUUGCCGAACAAGACACUGUGGAAUGAAACAGAACAGAGAUCAAAAGUAUCCCAUUUCUCAGAGGAACAGUUCAUCUCGACAGCCAGGGAGAGAGCCUGGAUGCUCAAGUUGGGGAAUGGCAGUCAAUGUGUAUUCUACCUCGAUAACCCAAGAGACUAUGAGCAGACAUGACAUCAUCGCAUGGGUCAAUGACAUAGUAUCUUUAAACUACACAAAAGUGGAACAGCUUUGUUCAGGAGCGGCCUAUUGCCAGUUCAUGGACAUGCUCUUUCCUGGCUGCAUUAGUUUGAAGAAAGUAAAAUUUCAAGCAAAGUUGGAGCAUGAGUAUAUUCACAAUUUUAAACUUCUGCAGGCAUCGUUUAAGCGAAUGAAUGUUGAUAAGGUAAUUCCAGUGGAGAAGCUAGUGAAAGGGCGUUUCCAGGACAACCUGGAUUUUAUUCAGUGGUUUAAGAAAUUCUAUGAUGCUAACUACGAUGGGAAGGAGUAUGAUCCCGUUGAAGCGCGACAAGGGCAAGAUGCAAUUCCUCCUCCCGACCCUGGUGAACAGAUCUUCAACCUGCCAAAAAAGUCUCACCAUGCAAACUCCCCCACAGCAGGUGCGGCUAAAUCAAGUCCAGCAUCUAAACCAGGAUCCACACCUUCUCGUCCCUCAUCAGCCAAAAGGGCUUCGUCCAGCAGCUCAGCAUCCAAAUCUGAUAAAGAUUUAGAAACACAGGUCAUACAGCUUAAUGAACAGGUACAUUCAUUAAAACUCGCCCUUGAAGGUGUGGAAAAGGAAAGGGAUUUCUACUUCGGAAAGUUGAGAGAGAUCGAGCUUCUCUGCCAGGAACAUGGGCAGGAAAACGAUGACCUCGUGCAGCGACUAAUGGAAGUCCUCUAUGCUUCGGAAGAACACGAGGGCCACCCUGAAGAGCCGGAAGCAGAGGAACAAGUUCACGAACAGCAGCCCCAGCAGCAGGAAGAGUACUGAACCAUCAUGGCAGCUCUCGACACUUCCAUUUUGCAUGGGAACUUUUCUUCUGGAGAAUUGGAACAUAUGUGGCCUCAAGCUCAACAGAAACCAGUUGUUCCCAACCUGCUGUUAACAUCAAUGCACUGUUGCAUACACCAGCCACUGCGCUCAGUUCCCAUUUCCUUUGCCAAGACGCAUUAGCAGCCGGCUGUUCGGCGGCCUACCUGAGAGAUCAUGGGGUCACAUAACUUCAACUUCACCACUUGGCUGCUUGAGAUUGGUUCUGCUCUUUUCAUUUCUUUCCAGAACAACUCUCCCCACCCCACCACCACCACCAACACCCCCUUUUUAUCCUGGUGUGAAACAAUGGUAAUUUGAUAUAUGGUAUUUAUAUUGGCAUUUCUCAACCCAGUGUCACUAGAUGUCACACACAUUUGUGGUGCUUUGAUGUUUGCGAGUCUAACCUCUGAACGUAAAUUUGGUCAAGUAAUAAAUUGGAACAAAGGGAAAAAGAUACUUGAUAUGAAAGCCAUAAUGACAGUGACUUGUUUCAUGGGGAAAAACACAGUUAGUUUCUCCCUCUACUCACAACACUAAAGGGAAAAAAAAUGGAAUCAAAACUAGGACUUCAGGGCCUAGCAGUGUUCUAUAUCAGCAUGUUAGACAACCACACAGUAUGUUGUUAAGUUUUGAAAGACAUUCACUCAAGGAAAACACCAUCUCCACUUGGCCCUCUAACCACUUGCCCCUGCCGUCCCCCACCCAGGUUCUCAUGCUAUUUUUCUUUCUCAGGGUCCUCUUUGGUGGGCAGCCACUCUCCCCAAGAAGCUGUCAUCAGUUAUCUGCAGUCCAGAGAGGGUCUGCAUAGGUACAGGUCCUCCUGCCUCAGUCCCUCCCUCCUUGUGUGGGUUUCAGCCCAAAUCCCGUCAUCCACACUAGGGGACUCCUACUAAAGGAUGACUUCAGGGUGUGCAGCCUCGAGUUUCAGGGUUCUGCACAUCAUGCUGCACACUUGCUGGAAGGCUGGAAGUGAAGACCUUAUUAAUAGGAGCAUAAUGCCAAGGGAGAAUCAUGGUUCUGAAGUCUGGUGUUGACACUGGAAUGACAGCACAGAAAAAUCUAUGAUUCCCAAUACCUUCUGGACUAAGGAAUUUCCCCUCUGUAAUACAAGGACCCUCCUUGUCAUUGACCUUUGCUAAACCACGGCAAUUCAUAAAUAGAGGAAACAUUAAUGAAUUAAAAGCAUUCCUUAUUUUUUUAACUAAUAUUUGCACAUUUUCUUAGUAUCUUUCCAAAUCUUGGCCUUUUUUUUUUUCCUUUGACAGAUGGUAUCCCUUCCUGGAUCAUUCAUUUCACUUGGUUUCUAACUUUAGAUUUACUUUCACUUGUUAUUUGACUUAGCAGGUGCAACAAAAACAAGAAACAAGUGUGCCCACCCCACUUUCCUCUUAACUGAAACGCUUAAAAUAAAUUUCUGAAUUAUGUAUCAUAAA